AUGGCGCCGCCGCCACCCUCUCCCCCAUCCCUAGCCCUGCUGUCCUCGUCAAGCAGUGGGGAACCAGCAGCCGAGCACCAACCUCGCCCGCGCCUCGGCCACUCCCUGGAGCUUCGCCAUGCCAACGAGGCCCCGGCGUCCUCCGCGACCGCGACGUCGCGCGGACUCGCGGCCACGAUGACCGCCGCCGAGCCGCACCGCGAGCACGUCGCCCCCGCAUCGUCCUCGCCAAGUCGAGCCACGGCCGCACCACCGCCCCACCUCGUCGCCACAACGCCGCCGAGCAGCAGCAGAACCGUGACAACGUCCUCGCCAUGGUCGCUGCCGAGCCACCACGACGCCGUCGUCCGCAACGUCGGUCGCGAUCCCGCAACCCCCAUGGUGACCGCGCCCUCGCCAAGCACCGCGACCUCGUCCGGUGUCCACGACCACGUCCAUGCCAGCCAUGGAGACCGCGACCGUGACCCCGAUAUCGAUCUGCGCCACCACGACGAUGCCGUGCUCAUGCCCCGUUGCCCCCGCGUCGACCUCGUCCCCGGAGCCCCAACCUCGUCGCGACGCCGCGGCCGUGCCUCUGCUCUGAGCCAUGACGCCGUGACCUCGCCCAGGAGCCCGCGACGCCCCCGUCCUCGCCACGGUCACCGCAUCGAACUCCUAUGCACGACCUCGCCAAGCUAA
Sorghum bicolor (sorghum) is the source of this 678-nucleotide messenger RNA. RefSeq names its product mucin-1-like. The transcript has a single exon. NCBI's taxonomy places the organism in Eukaryota, Viridiplantae, Streptophyta, Magnoliopsida, Poales, Poaceae. The record is from RefSeq and is a predicted model, not a curated record. The coding region runs from base 1 to 678 and encodes 225 amino acids.